AUGAGUGGGAAAGCAGUGGUGGCAGUUACAGGGGCUUCAGGUUUCAUAGCAUCAUGGCUUGUCAAGCUUUUACUUCAGCGUGGAUACACAGUCAAAGCUUCUGUUCGUGACCCAUGUCAGAAUGUCUCUCGUACUCUGUUUUCUUUCUUUCUUUCUGUUCCCAUGUUCUUUCAUUCUGACUUGACUCCUCUGUUUUUGGGCGAAAGCGCAAAAGACGAUGAAAAGAAGACAGCCCACUUACUUGGGUUGGACGGAGCCAAGGAAAGGCUGCAAAUUUUCAAAGCAGAGCUGCUGGAAGAAGGGUCUUUCGACUCCGCCGUAGAAGGAUGCUCCGGAGUUUUCCACACUGCUUCCCCUGUUUCCUUCUCGGCCGCUGAUCCCCAGGCAGAGAUAAUUGAUCCCGCGGUGAAAGGAACCCUCAAUGUUCUUAAAUCAUGUGCUAAAUCUCCUUCUGUAAAGAGAGUGAUCGUAACCUCCUCCACCGCAUCAAUUUUCUACACAGGGAAACCAGUAAACAAAGAUUCAGUUGCGGAUGAGACUUGGUUCUCCGAUCCAGAACACUGCAAGGACCUUAAGAUUUGGUACCAACUUAGCAAGACAUUGGCGGAGAUUGCUGCAUGGGACUUUGCAAAGGAGAAUGGGGUGGAUAUGGUGACAAUACAUCCUGGCCUUGUAAUUGGUCCCUUUUUACAGCCCAGUCUUUGCUUCUCAGUUGAGGUCAUUCUCAACCUUGUUAAUGGGAAUAAGAGCAGCCCGUUGUCCCAUUUUUCGGUGGUUGAUGUUAGAGAUGUUGCAGAAGCUCAUCUCAAAGCUUUUGAGACUCCAUCAGCUUCUGGUAGAUACUGCUUGGUUGAAAGCAGUGUGCCAUUGUCUCAAGUUUUGGGGAUUCUUCAUAAGCUCUACCCAACAUUGCCUCUUGCUGACAACAGAUGUGGAGAAGUGGAUAUUAUGAACUUGCCUGGAUUUGGGGUAUCAAAGGAGAAAGCAGAAGGGCUGGGGAUCAAGUUCAUCCCGCUGGAGGAGUCGCUUAAGGACACCGUUGAAUGCUUGAAGGAGAAAGAAUUUCUUCAUUUCUGAUUCAGACUUUGCUGUCUAUUGGUUAAAAAGUUCCAUAAUAAUGUUAGCUUCCGACUUACAUUUGGCGAUCAUCUUUGUACUUUGUAGUACUUUUAUAAUUAAAAGUGGUAAUUCAAAUGUUUGUCUCAGUCGAGACACUCGAUCUAAAUCCCAUUUUUUAAAUGUCGUGUGGAUUGGAAUUAUUCAAUGUAAUAAUGACUUGCGAGUGUUUAUUAAUACAUUAUUAUAUAUUAAUAAUCAGAUUCGUUUGAUUCG
Molecule: messenger RNA, 1332 nt
Organism: Linum tenue
Lineage: Eukaryota; Viridiplantae; Streptophyta; Magnoliopsida; Malpighiales; Linaceae
Source: the annotation of a GenBank genome assembly